AGGCCGCUACUGUAUAAAACAAAAAAACAAGAAACUAAACCCCCAAAUUUCCAAAACCCUACAAUCCAAAAAUUGAAAUCUCCCUCUCAAACUCCAUUGGCCUCUCCUCUCUCCUCUCUUCUCUUCUCUCCAGAUACACACACACAUUACACACACAACUCUUCAAAGCCUCUCAAUCAAGUGCAGUUUCGGAUCUGUCAGCCAGCACAAACCGAGACCAAUUAGACUUCUUCGCACACACACAGAGAGAGCAAUUCUAGGGUUUACAAAUCUCGGUUUUUCCAGACAUGUCCUGGGAAAACGAGAUUAAUCUGAGCGAUGUUAGCAGCGCAGGUCUCGUUGUUAGUGACCGAAUUGGCCGUGACGUGGCUUCUCACCUUGAUUUAGAGGAAGCUCUUGAAGCUUCCAGAUACUCCAGCCAUCCCUAUUCUACUCAUCCCAGAGAGUGGCCUCCUUUGGUUGAAGUAUUGGACACUUGGGAGUUGCCCCCUGUAUUAGUUGAAAAAUAUAAUGCGGCUGGUGGUGAAGGAACUGCGUUAUGUGGAAUAUUUCCAGAGAUACGCAGGGCCUGGGCUUCUGUGGAUAAUACAUUAUUCAUGUGGCGAUUUGAUAAGUGGGAUGGUCAAUGUCCUGAAUAUAGUGGAGAGGAAGAAGCUAUAUGUGCUGUUGGCUUGGCCAAAGCUAAACCUGGGAUUUUUGUAGAGGCCAUUCAGUAUCUCUUAAUCUUGGCAACUCCGGUUGAGAUAAUCCUAGUGGGAGUGUGCUGCAGCCGGAAAGGUGAUGGAACUGAUCCAUUUGCUGAGGUUUCACUACAGCCUUUGCCGCAGUAUAUUGUACCAUCUGAUGGUAUAACAAUGACAUCUGUUGCGUGUACCGAUAGAGGUCAUAUUUUCCUGUCUGGUCGUGAUGGCCACAUAUAUGAACUACAGUAUACUACUGGUUCAGGUUGGCAUAAGCAUUGUCGUAAAGUAUGUGUGACAGCAGGUCUGGAAGGCGUUAUUUCCAGAUGGCUUUUACCAAGUGUAUUCAAGUUUGGAGCUGUUGACCCAAUUGUGGAAAUGGUUGUUGAUAAUGAAAGGCAGACGUUGUAUGCUCGGACAGAAGAGAUGAAAAUCCAAGUUUAUUCUUUGGGGCCAAAUGGGGAUGGACCUCUUAAGAAAGUGGCAGAAGAGAGAAAUUUGAUCAGCAAGGAUUUACAUUAUGGCGGUAGGCAAGCAUCAGGAAAUAGAACCAGUCGAUCUACAAAGACUUCCAUAGUUUGCAUUUCUCCUUUAUCAACAUUAGAAUCAAAAUGGAUACACCUUGUUGCUGUUCUAUCAGAUGGCAGGAGAAUGUACCUGUCAACUACUCAAUCUAGUGGAAAUAAUGGUUCUGUGGGAGCUCUGGGUGGCUUCAGUAAUAGUCAUCAGAAACCUAGCUGCUUAAAAGUUGUAACAACCAGGCCGCCGCCUCCUUUAGGGGUUGGUGGUGGGCUUGCCUUUGGACCCAUGUCUCUUGCUAGUAGAUCACAUAAUGAUGAUCUGUCUCUGAAGAUAGAAUCAGCUUAUUAUGCUGUUGGAACUCUUGUCCUUUCUGAUUCAUCUCCGACCACUGUUUCCUCCCUAUUAAUUGUGAACAAGGACUCAACUACACAAUCAUCAUCUGGCAACAUAGGGACAGGUGCUAGAACUUCCAAGGCACUAAGAGAAUCUGUAUCUUCCUUGCCCAUUGAAGGGCGCAUGCUGUUUGUGGCAGAUAUCUCACCCAUGCCGGAGGCAGGAGCCACGUUACAGUCACUAUAUUCUCAGUUGGAGUUUCUUGGAUUUGAUAGGUCGAUGGAAUCUUGUGAAAGAUUAACUGAAAAGAUAUGGGCUAGGGGUGAGCUUCAAACUCAACAUAUACUUCCUAGAAGGAAAAUUGUGGUGUUCAGUACCAUGGGCAUGAUGGAAAUAGUUUUCAACCGUCCAGUGGACAUCCUGAGGAGGUUGCUCGAGUCAAGCUCCCCUAGAUCAAUAUUAGAAGAUUUCUUCAAUCGAUUCGGAGCUGGAGAGGCAGCUGCAAUGUGUCUAAUGAUAGCUGCAAGGAUCGUUCAAACUGAAAACCUUAUAAGCAAUGUUGUUGCCGAGAAGGCAGCUGAGGCUUUUGAGGACCCACGAGUUGUUGGAGUACCCCAACUUGAAGGUAGCAGUGGUUUGUCGAAUACCAGAACUGCAGCUAGUGGGUUUAGCAUGGGUCAGGUUGUUCAAGAGGCCAACCCUGUAUUUUCUGGUGCUUAUGAAGGGCUCUCUUUAUGCUCAUCAAGGAUACUUUUACCUCUUUGGGAGUUUCCUGUCAUGGUCUCGAAAUGUGAUAUAGCUUCAUCAGAUCGUAUGGAUGAAAACGGUAUAAUUGUAUGCAGGCUUUCAAUAGAGGCAAUGCAAGUCCUUGAAGACAAACUUCGUUCUCUAGAGAGGUUCCUUAAGUCUAGAAAAAAUCAGAGGCGUGGACUAUAUGGCUGUGUCUCUGGUCUUGGAGACUUGACAGGUUCAAUUUUAAUUGGAAUGGGUUCCGACCUGGGUGCAAGUGACCGAAGUAUGGUUCGAAAUUUGUUUGGACCCUAUCCUCGAAAUGUUGAGUCGAGCGAAGCUGUUUUAUCCAAUAAAAGGCAACGGCUUCCCUAUAGUUCUGCAGAACUAGCUUCAUUUGAGGUGAGGGCGAUUGAAUGCACCAGGCAAUUGCUCCUCCGAUGUGGUGAAGCUUUGUUUCUGCUUCAACUUCUUUCGCAGCAUCAUGUCACACGAUUAAUUCAGGGCUUUGAUGAGAAUAUAAAACGAGCAUUGGUUCAGUUAACGUUUCAUCAGUUAGUCUGCUCUGAGGAGGGUGACCGACUUGCUACAAGGCUUGUAUCUGCAUUGAUGGAGUAUUAUACAGGUCCUGAUGGAAGGGGGACAGUAGAUGAUAUAAGUGGUAGACUACGUGAUGGUUGUCCAAGCUAUUACAAAGAGUCUGAUUACAAAUUUUACUUGGCUGUUGAACGUCUUGAGCGAGCAGUUGCUACCCCUAAUAAGGAGGAAAGGGAAAGUCUUGCAAGAGAAGCUUUUAGUUAUUUGAGCAAAGUUCCAGAGUCUGCAGACCUGAGAACUGUUUGUAAACGCUUUGAGGACUUAAGAUUCUAUGAAGCUGUGGUCCGCCUACCACUGCAAAAGGCACAAGCUGUAGAUCCUGCUGGGGAUGCUUCCAAUGAGCAUAUAGAUGCAGGAAUUCGAGAAUAUGCACUUGCUCAGCGUGAGCAGUGCUAUGAGAUUAUUACCAAUGCUUUGCGUGCUUUGAAGGGUGAUGUUUCACAAAGGGAAUUGCGGUCUCCAAUUAGGCCUGUGGCCCAAUCUACUCUUGAUCCAGCCUCUCGGAAAAAAUAUAUAUGCCAGAUUGUUCAGCUUGGUGUACAAUCACCUGAUAGAGUUUUCCAUGACUAUUUAUACCGAACUUUAAUUAAUUUGGGCCUUGAAAAGGAAUUGCUAGAAUUUGGAGGCCCUGAUCUAGUUCCUUUCCUGCAAAAUGCUUGUCGUGAACCUUUACAAGAGGUCAGGGCUGCUUCUGCGAUGGCAUCAGCAACAGUUCCAUCAAAUCAAGCUAAAUACUUUGAGCUUCUAGCACAGUAUUAUGUCAUGAAAAGACAACAUGUCUUAGCUGCUCAUGUAUUGUUGAGACUUGCAGAAAGGCGCUCCACAAAUGAUGAAGUUGCCCCUACACUCGAACAGAGGCGUCAAUACCUGACUAAUGCAGUGCUACAGGCAAAGAGUGCAAGUGAUGGUGAUGGCAUAGUAGGUUCUUCAAGGAGUGCUUUAGAUGACGGACUGUUGGAUUUACUGGAAGGAAAACUCACCGUUCUUCAGUUUCAGAUAAAGAUCAAAGAUGAAUUGGAGGCAAUGGCUUCUAAGUUAGAGGCCUCCACGUACCCGUCUGAACCUGUUGCAGGUGAUAUACCAACUGACGGCGUCAUGUAUGAUGCCAAUAUUUUACGGACAGCACGAGAGAAGGCGAAAGAAUUAUCACUGGAAUUGAGGAGUAUUACACAAUUAUACAAUGAAUAUGCUGUUCCCUUCGAGCUUUGGGAGAUAUGCUUGGAAAUGUUGUAUUUUGCAAACUACUCGGGGGAUGCUGAUAGUAGCAUCGUAAGGGAGACUUGGGCGAGACUUCUCGAUCAAGCUCUUUCAAAUGGAGGCAUUGCUGAAGCUUGUUCUGUUUUAAAAAGAGUUGGGUCUCAUAUCUACCCUGGAGAUGUAUCUAUCUUACCUUUGGAGACAUUGUGUCUUCAUCUUGAAAAGGCCUCCCUGGACCGAUUAACUUCAGGAGUGGAAUCUGUUGGGGAUGAAGAUGUUGCAAGGGCUCUGAUUGCUGCCUGCAAGGGAUCAACUGAGCUUGUUUUUAAUACUUAUGAUCAGCUGAUAUCCAGUGGAGUAGUUCCGCAGCCACUAAGUUUGAAGUUGCGGCUUCUGCGCUCAGUGCUGACUGUACUUCGGGAGUGGGCUAUGUCUGUGUAUGCCCAGAGAAUGGGUACAAGUAAACAAGGUGUUCGUGACAAGAUCACUAGUGCUGCAAACAGAUAUAUGACAGAGGUGCGAAGGUUGCCCCUUCCGCAAAAUCAGACAGAAGCUGUGUAUCGUGGGUUUAGAGAACUCGAGGAGUCACUUUUAAGUCCUUAUCAUCUUGACCGAUUCUGAUGUUCAAUCAAAGCAUUUCUCUGUUGUAUGUAUCUGAAUAAUAGUCAUAGAAAUGUUUUAUUAUUGUUUAGGUGUGUUACCAUGUAGAUUAUAAAGGAUGAUGUUACCAAUUUUUUCAUCUACAAAUUUUUCAUCCUUUAUAUAAAUAUACCCGUGUCCAGAGGCAAAUAUGUGUGAAGUCUGAAGAUAUAGAAAUCAGGAUAAUUCAGUGCUUGGUUCUAUAUGUAAACCAGGUAACACAAUGUAUUUUGUUCCUACGCAACUUGACAAAUCAGGCAUUUCCUAGUUGUAUGAUUUUAGUUAGACGUAGCAUGUGUAUGAAAAACUUGAUGUAACAUGAGGAUGUUUGACUAUUCUUAUAAUAGGUCACUUAUUGUUUUAAGUUAUAA
Daucus carota subsp. sativus is the source of this 5068-nucleotide messenger RNA. RefSeq names its product nuclear pore complex protein NUP155. Gene Ontology annotation, biological process: protein localization to nuclear inner membrane; transcription-dependent tethering of RNA polymerase II gene DNA at nuclear periphery; protein import into nucleus. Lineage: Eukaryota; Viridiplantae; Streptophyta; Magnoliopsida; Apiales; Apiaceae. The transcript has 13 exons. The record is from RefSeq and is a predicted model, not a curated record. Gene Ontology annotation, molecular function: structural constituent of nuclear pore. Bases 288 to 4679 code for a protein of 1463 amino acids. Gene Ontology annotation, cellular component: nuclear pore; nuclear pore inner ring.